Alternaria postmessia is the source of this 657-nucleotide messenger RNA. RefSeq lists its product as uncharacterized. The record is from RefSeq and is a predicted model, not a curated record. The transcript is spliced from 2 exons. Gene Ontology annotation, cellular component: RNA polymerase I upstream activating factor complex. The coding region runs from base 1 to 657 and encodes 218 amino acids. Gene Ontology annotation, molecular function: RNA polymerase I cis-regulatory region sequence-specific DNA binding. Lineage: Eukaryota; Fungi; Ascomycota; Dothideomycetes; Pleosporales; Pleosporaceae. Gene Ontology annotation, biological process: nucleolar large rRNA transcription by RNA polymerase I.
AUGGCCACUGAUAAUGAAGAGCCUCGUCGCCAAAAAGUAAAGAAGAGACCACGAAAACGACGCGCUACUGUCUACGAUGCCGUCCAUCGCAAAGUCGCUCGAACCGGUCUAAUAGCCCACAUCCGUGAUCCAAAGGCAUCCAGGAAACCACUGCGCCCGGAUGAGGUUCUCUUCAAGCGAAAGAAUGCUCCUAUGCGAUACGAGGAAGACGAUUACUACCCUGCACACUCCAAGUUGCCUGCAAACCAAAAACUUCCCAGUGGCGACCUCGCAGAUGUAUUGAGGACCUACGUAUCAACACUAUGGGCCAGGACUAAGGGGCCCCGCAUGAUGCAAAGAACUUGGAGAGGUAUGGACGAAUCUGCGCUUAUCGCUCUAAGUAUCCUGAUGGAAGAGACUGCUCGAGGCGCGCUAGGUGAGACGGGCGAUCUAGCUUUUACUGAGGCAGCCGAGGAAGACGAAGAGCAGGUUCUUGCUCGUCAGAAGCAGUGGACUCAGGGUACUGGUGGUAAGAAAGAAGGAGCUAUCGUUAGAGCCAAGAAGAAAGCCCAGGCUAGUAAAGAGAAGCAGCGCGCGAAGGAAAGGGAACGCCUAGAAACGUGGACUUCGUCUGACGAGGAGUCACGUGGCGACUUGGCAGAGGAAGAGCUGGAGUGA